Molecule: messenger RNA, 939 nt
Organism: Galendromus occidentalis (western predatory mite)
Lineage: Eukaryota; Metazoa; Arthropoda; Arachnida; Mesostigmata; Phytoseiidae
Product: cAMP-dependent protein kinase catalytic subunit gamma-like
Exons: 2
Coding region: 1-939 (312 amino acids)
Biological process (GO): peptidyl-serine phosphorylation; intracellular signal transduction
Molecular function (GO): ATP binding; protein serine/threonine kinase activity
Source: RefSeq, a predicted model, not a curated record
AUGGGCGGGCUCAUGUCGACGACGACUAGCUUCGUGAGCAAAGGCUCGUGGGGGAGCGUUUACAGAGUCAAACAUCUGAAAACCGGGGUGAAAUGUGCCCUCAAGAUUAUACCGAAAGCAAAGUACAGAGAGCAACUACGUGUGCUCGUCGUCCACGAGAAAAAACUGCAAUUUGCGUUGUCGGGCGACAAUAUCGUCUGUCUGUUCUCUGCGUACCAAGACACGGUCAAUCUUUAUCUCGUCAUGGAAUACGCCAAGUACGGGCACCUCAGGAGGUUCGCCAGUCGACCGGACGGUUUGAGUGAAAACACAGUCAGACUCAUUGCCGCUCAGCUCGUCCUAGGACUGGAAUACAUCCAUGCUUGCGACGUCCUAUACCGCGAUCUGAAAGAGUCGAAUGUUCUAGUUUUUGGGGACGGCUACGUGAAGAUCGCAGACUUCGGCGUGUCGCGAAUUUAUCGAGGACGCGCGAACACGUUCUCGGGAACUCCUGACUACAUGGCUCCGGAAAUGGCGGAUACUUAUCACGGAUACGGACUGGAAAUCGAUUAUUGGGCCCUCGGCAUAGUUCUCUACCGAUUGCUGUACUUCCGGCAUCCGUUCAGGGGUGCUGACAAGAUCAAGGCGCGUGAACUUCUCCACAACAUAAAUACCGUCAACCUCAGCUUCCCUGACGUGGGUGAAAACGACGAGUUGACUCCGACCCAUCACUUUAUCGCCGGCCUGCUGGAGAGGGAUCCUUUGCAUCGCAUCGGCCGACACGGAGGAGACAUCAAGCAACACGAUUAUUUCAAGGGCAUGUCCUUCAUGGCGAUUCAUCGCAAGCUGGUCCGGUUUCAAGUCAAUUUGCCUCCCGUGCCGUAUGAGGCGACCACCGAGCUCGAUGUUCUCCCCGACAUAGACCCCGACAAGCCGAUGAAUUAUUUCGACAGCUUUUGA